GAGUCUCUGCCGGAAAAAAAAAAAAAUAUUUCGACGAUUUCGACUGCGUCAAAUUUGAUGAUCCGAGUGUUUUUGAUUAUAUUUUAUAUUUAAAAAUUGUGUCAUUUUUAAGUCAAUUAUUGAAAUAUAUUUUUCAUAAAUUUAUUGACUAUUUAUAAUGGAUUAUCAAGCAAAUAUUGGUGCUCCAGAUUGGAUGCAAUGUGAACACAGUACAGGAACGUCAAUUAUGGCUGUUGAAUUUGAUGGUGGAGUAGUUAUUGGAGCUGACUCAAGAACAACAUCAGGAGCUUAUAUUAGUAACCGAGUAACUGACAAGCUUACAAAAAUAACAGACAAUAUUUAUUGUUGUCGUUCUGGAUCUGCUGCUGAUACUCAAGCAAUUGCUGACAUUGUUGGCUAUCAUCUAGGAUUUCAUCAAAUGGAAUUGGGCACUCAGCCAUUAGUUGAAACAGCAGCAAAUGUAUUUCGUGAAAUGUGUUAUAAUUAUCGUGAUUCAUUGAUGGCUGGUAUAUUAGUUGCUGGUUGGGAUAAACGUAAAGGUGGUCAAGUUUAUAGUAUUCCAAUUGGUGGUAUGUGUGUUCGUCAGCCAAUAUCAAUUGGUGGUUCUGGAUCAUCAUAUAUUUAUGGUUUUGUUGAUGCUAAUUACAAACCAGGAAUGACCAAGGAACAAACUGUUGAACUUGUUCAAAAUUCAUUGGCAUUGGCAAUGAGUCGUGAUGGUAGCAGUGGUGGUGUUAUUCGUGUUGGUAUCAUCACUGAAAAAGGUGUUGAACGUAGAGUCACUGUCAACAAAGAUUUACCUAAAUUUUAUGAAGGUUAAUUAACAACAUUUAUUUACAACAAUUACUUUCAAACAAUUUAUAUUAUUGAAUAUUAAAAAACAAUAAAUAAUUUCUUCUUUUUUUUAUGUGUAUCGUCGAAACAUUAAUAAAAAAAAAAGAAAAUUUAAUUUUAAAG
Messenger RNA from Aphidius gifuensis, 957 nucleotides. It is a transcript of the gene Prosbeta1, whose product is annotated as proteasome subunit beta type-6. Lineage: Eukaryota; Metazoa; Arthropoda; Insecta; Hymenoptera; Braconidae. The record is from RefSeq and is a predicted model, not a curated record. Bases 158 to 820 code for a protein of 220 amino acids. The transcript has 5 exons. Gene Ontology annotation, cellular component: proteasome core complex. Gene Ontology annotation, molecular function: threonine-type endopeptidase activity.